Molecule: messenger RNA, 1356 nt
Organism: Phodopus roborovskii (desert hamster)
Lineage: Eukaryota; Metazoa; Chordata; Mammalia; Rodentia; Cricetidae
Product: melanoma inhibitory activity protein 2-like
Biological process (GO): protein secretion; vesicle cargo loading; endoplasmic reticulum to Golgi vesicle-mediated transport
Cellular component (GO): endoplasmic reticulum exit site; endoplasmic reticulum membrane
Source: RefSeq, a predicted model, not a curated record
AUGCGUCAUCGUCUCUUACGUCAGAGGCCGUUUUCUGACACUGAUUAUGACGGAGGACGACAUCUCUGCGUAGGAGCGUUUCCCCCUAGCUACUACAGUGUGGCUUUUGGACUGGAGAGGAUAGGACAGAGCGUGAUAGUAGCUGUUGUGGCAGCAGUGCCUGAAGAUAUGACAACAAGCUUUGAUCCUAGUGAGCCAUCAUUAGAAUCGCUGAUAUGUGUGGUUGCCAUUGGACUGGUUACCAUUUUAUUUCUUUGGAGAGGAUACCGAUCAAUUCAAAGCCGACUUUAUUUGAGUAAAGAGAAUAGACUGGCUGUGGAACUUGCAAUGGAAAUCAAAAAGAAAUGUGAUCUAAUUGACAAAGUGUGCCUUGCUCAAGAGGAGUAUGAAGGCUUAGAGUCAUCCUUAAAGGAGGCCAACUUUGACAAGGCAUCAACAGAAGUACAGAGUUUGAAGGUAAAAAAAAUUAGCUUUCUAUUUUAGGCAACUUAUAAAAAUCUAGAAAGAGAUAAAUCUAAACUUGAAGAAGAAAUAUUACUUAUAGAGAAGAAACUAGAAGAAGAGAGAGCUAAGCAUUAUGAAGAAGAGAAAUUGAUGAGUGACCUUUCAAAAAUGAUCCAGUCUCUAGCAGAUGAAUCACAGUCUGUCAAAUCACAGCUAGCUGAAGCCAAAACCACACUAAGAAUAUUUGAAAUAAAUAAAGAACGACUUAAAGGAGUAAUAACAGAUACCUUGAAUGAAAAUUCUCAACGUCAGGAAAGUGUGCGUCAGUAUUUAGAAGAAGCUAAAGUCAUGAAAGAACAAAUGAAUCAACUCAAUAAACAGAAAACAGCAAUCGAAGUAUCCAAUGUACAGGCAGAGCAACGCCUAAAAGUUAAGGAAAAUCAGAUCAAGUCUCUGAUGGAGAGCCUGCUAAGGAUGAAAGACUGGAAUUCUGUGCUUGGGGAAGAUGUAACUGAUGAUGGUAAUCUGGAUGUAGAAGUGAACAAUGACUUAGAGAAUAACCCUAUAUUUCUUCAUUAUAACAACACAGCUCUUAAGUUCCAUAACAAAAGGGGAACUAUAGUAAGGUAUAGUAAUCAGCCUAAGGGAGCUUUGAGGAAGCUAAUAUAUGCUACUGAGUUAAGUGCUUCGUUAAAAACCCUAGAAGGAGACAGAAACCAAAUUUAUACUCAGUUAUCUGAAAUAGAUGCAACAAAUGAUGAUCUUACAGAGCAUAUGCGAAGUCUCAAGUCUGAACAAGUGUCUUUGCAGUCAGGUAAUACACAACUUGAAAUCGAGAAACAGAAGCUUCAAAGGAAAAUCACAGUGAUGAGGGAGCUGUACCAAGACAAUGAAAGGAUGCUUCACAGGUGA